This is a messenger RNA of Mirounga angustirostris (Northern elephant seal), 1054 nucleotides long. RefSeq names its product mago homolog B, exon junction complex subunit (gene MAGOHB). The transcript has 5 exons. Bases 140 to 811 code for a protein of 223 amino acids. Gene Ontology annotation, cellular component: exon-exon junction complex; nucleus; catalytic step 2 spliceosome. The record is from RefSeq and is a predicted model, not a curated record. Gene Ontology annotation, biological process: RNA splicing. NCBI's taxonomy places the organism in Eukaryota, Metazoa, Chordata, Mammalia, Carnivora, Phocidae.
AGGAUGCGCGAGAAUUAGAGACCCGAAAAGUAAAAGCGACUUGAAACCUUAAUUCUAAACCCAUAAAAAAUGCGAUCACAUUUCCCACACUUCUGUGCUUUGCUAAUAUAAUCGUAUCCACUUAAUUUUGGGGAAAAAAAUGUUCCUCUCGCCCCGGCGCCUCCAAGACUCUGGAACGAGAGCUAGCCUCCCCCCUUUCCUUUGGCGACCGGGACCGGGAAGGCGCGCCCGCAGUGACGCAUUUAUCCCGGGCGAUGACGUCGCUACCAGGCGCCCGGCGGCACGUUGGCCAGGCCUUGGGCUGGCUUUAGGGGGUAAAAAUGGCUAUGGCCAGCGAUUUCUACCUGCGCUACUACGUAGGUCACAAGGGCAAGUUUGGACACGAGUUUCUGGAGUUCGAGUUUCGGCCAGACGUGGUUUUUGCUGUUAUAGAUUGAAUUUUUUUCCACUCCCCACAGGAAAGCUUAGAUAUGCCAACAACAGCAAUUACAAAAAUGAUGUCAUGAUCAGAAAGGAGGCUUAUGUGCACAAGAGUGUAAUGGAGGAACUGAAGAGGAUUAUUGACGACAGUGAAAUUACAAAAGAAGAUGAUGCUUUGUGGCCUCCCCCUGACAGAGUUGGCCGACAGGAGCUUGAAAUUGUAAUUGGAGAUGAACAUAUUUCUUUUACAACAUCGAAAAUAGGUUCUCUUAUUGAUGUAAAUCAGUCAAAGGAUCCUGAAGGCCUUCGAGUAUUUUACUAUUUGGUACAGGACCUGAAAUGUUUAGUUUUUAGUCUUAUUGGAUUACAUUUCAAGAUUAAACCAAUCUAAAUUGUAUGUUUUUGCAGCUGUUUUUAUAUUUAAUUAAGGGAUGGGUUUGUCAUUUACCCUAUUGGGAUUUUUAUAAAUGUGAAAUUUUUUUUGUAUGGCAACUAAAAAUAAGGAAAUACAUAAGCAGGCUUAAUGAUUAUUCUCAUUUGGGUCCAAGUGGUCUGGACAGUCCUCACACAUGAAAUUCUAUAAAUAAAAGGAACCUUUUGUUGAGAGUUUGCUCUAAUAAAACAUAUCAAAGCC